AUGGAGGUGGAGGUCGGAGCAGAGCUCUGCUUCCCACAGCUCCUCAACAGUUCGUGCAGGAAGCCCACGACCUCCUUGCCCGAAGCGCUGCUUCUCCACGUAGUGCUGUCCUCCAUUUCUCUGCUCACCGUGGCUCUGAACCUGUUGGUCAUCAUCUCUGUCUCCCACUUCAGGCAGCUCCACACUCCCACCAACAUCCUCCUCCUCUCCCUGGCUGUGUCGGACUUCUUGGUGGGCCUGCUGCUGAUGCCAGUUGAGAUCCUUCUGAAUACGUCAUGCUGGUUUUUUGGAGACUUCAUAUGUUCUCUUUACAGCUAUGUUUCCUUCAUCAUCACGUCUGCGUCUAUAGGAGACAUGGUUCUCAUAUCUGUGGACCGUUAUGUAGCCAUCUGUGACCCUCUGCGGUACUCAAGCAGAAUCACUGAGAGGAGAGUGAAGCUCUGCGUCUGUCUGUGCUGGCUCUCCUCAGUUUUUUACAACAGUCUCUUCCUUAAAGACGACCUUCAUCAACCAGGACGCUUUAAUUCCUGUGUCGGAGAGUGUGUUAUCUUUUUAGACUUCAUUGAAGGCACGGUUGAUCUGGUUUUGUCCUUUAUUGCUCCCAUUACUGCCAUCAUUGUUCUCUACAUGAGAGUGUUCAUUGUGGCCGUGUCUCAGGCUCGCGCCAUGCGUUCUCACAUUACAGCCGUCUCUCUCCAGCUCUCCCUCAAUCUCCCGGUGAAGAAAUCGGAGCUGAAAGCAGCCCGGACCCUGGGUGUUCUGGUUGUUGUGUUUCUCAUCUGUUUCUGUCCGUAUUACAGCUUGUCUCUUGUGAGCGUGGUCAGUGAUUCAUUUGUAUCCUUCGUGGUGUUUCUCUUCUAUUUUAACUCAUGUCUGAACCCGCUGAUUUAUGCCAUGUUCUACCCCUGGUUUAGGAAAGCAGUUAAACUCAUUGUGACUCUGCAGAUCCUGCAGCCGGGCUCCCGUGAGGCCAGCGUGCUGUAG
Molecule: messenger RNA, 984 nt
Organism: Cheilinus undulatus (humphead wrasse)
Lineage: Eukaryota; Metazoa; Chordata; Actinopteri; Labriformes; Labridae
Product: trace amine-associated receptor 13c-like
Exons: 2
Coding region: 1-984 (327 amino acids)
Biological process (GO): G protein-coupled receptor signaling pathway
Cellular component (GO): membrane
Molecular function (GO): trace-amine receptor activity
Source: RefSeq, a predicted model, not a curated record